AGAGAGGGAGAGGGAGAGGGUUUUGUGCAGUGGCAGGAGCAAGUCGCGAUUCCCCAGGAAAAGGGAGGUGUAUUCUUUUAUCUUCUGAAGGGGGAUUUAAACUGGCUUCAGAUUGGCUUUAGUCUGACAGAGGAUUCCCCCUCUUGUGGAGUAUGGUUCUCUCCUCUAAUGUAACACGGGACUUUUGUGAAGCGAGAGAGGUGCACAGGAAGCAGGGAGAGGGACACUUGCUCCUACUUCCUUUGUACUCAACCUGCUUGACAGAUGGCACUGGCAGAAUGAUCUUUGACUCCCUCCCAGCGACCAGUUCUCGCGCCACUCACUGAGGCAUUAACUGCGUGAAGACGGCGACACACUGGGGCACAAGACGGACCUCACCCUCCAGCAUGGGCGCAAUCCGGACUGACAGUGACGUCCUCUGCUGCAGCAACUUUAAAAUGAGCACAAAGUGACAACAAAUAACCUCCCAGCCUUUACACAAUAUCAGCAUCAAUAUUCAAAGGCUAACAGUUGGUGCCUUACUCUUUAGCAUUACAGUAGCAACAGCAGCUGAGGUAACCGCUUUGGCAGCUUCGACAGUAGCACAGCGCGUGUGUGUGUGUGUGUGUGUGUGUGUGUGUGUGUGUGUGUGUGUGUGUGUGUGUGUGUGUGUGUUUAGUGUGCAAGUUGGCCUGCCAGUACCUGGGGAGGACCAGCAAAGGAGUUGUGUUACACUCCCUGACAGACCUUAUACAUGUUUCAUCUGCUGCUCUCAGAACAGAAGCCUCCUUUGUUAUCUAAUCCAGCCCUCUCCUCUCCAGCCUGAGUUUACUGCCACAAGACCGCUCUUCACAGUCUGUCAGCCAGCCGCCGAGCUGAUACAUAUCAACCAACAGCUGAGGAGCAGCAGAAGGACUUAGUCAGGCCCAAGAUAUCUGCUAUCAGGACUUCUCAGCCAGUCUUUCAAUCCAUUGGCUGGCACGCGGAGAGGGCUUUAAAAUAAACAAGCAGAGGUCCACCAAAGAUUGUCACGGAUCUAAAAGGUGCCUCAUCUGUUCAGCACUAAACCUCAACUUUUCUGUAGGUAAUAGCCCUUCAAGCUUCAGAAUUGCAGCAUUUGCAGUUCUUUUAACCAAGGAUCUCAAAAAAAAGUAGGUGUUGUAUUUGCACUUUAGAAAGCUAGUCAGGAGCAUGAGUGACGCUCUUAGGCCCCCUUCGCUCCAGGUGAGCGUCCCAAACGAUGCUCCAGCAUACUCAGACGGAGGAGCCAACACAGUGUCGGAUGGCUCUGUGCGAUCCAGCUUCUCAACCCCGACGCUCCGACGCAAGCGCUUUAAGAUGCGGCGCAUGAGGAACGUGCCUAGCGAGAGGGAGCUUGAAAGGGGGCGGCUAACCAGUGGCCACCUCACAGCCCGCUCCGGCUCCAAGGAGUACCUCCAGCUGCCUUCCAUUGAGAUCACGCCAUCCAGCGAUGAAGAUGCCACCUCUUCCUGGUCGCGCUGCUCCACGCCCAGUGCCUCUCCACGACGCAAGCGUUUUCUGUUGAGGAAGUGGCUGAAGGUCCGACAGAAGAAGGAGCAAGGCAGUGAGAGCAGCAGCCAGCAGAGCAGCCAGCAGAGCAGCCAGCAGAGCAGCCAUGAAGAUGACAACACUCGCUUCUUGACUCCAUUUAUCCGAGAGGAGAGGUCUGACAGUGCAGCGGACAAAAUCAGCACUGCCAGUAACUCAAACAAGAGCACCCCCGCCUGCUCACCAGUCCUGCGUAAACGCUCGCGCUCUCCCACACCACAGAGCCAGGAGGGUGAGAACAUGGUGGAGAAGGGUUCUGACCACUCUUCUGACAAAUCCCCCUCCACGCCCGAGCAGGUCGUCCAGAGAACAUACUCCCUGCAGUCAGCAAGAAGCGGCGGAAAGAACUCAAAGUCUCACAAGCGACUUUCCAAAUAUGACAGACUAAACCUGAUUAAAAAGAGCCAAAGCUGGUACAACCAUGAAAGACAACACAUCCUGAGAGUGCUGAGUCCGACAUACAAGCAGCGCAAUGAGGACUUUAGGAAACUCUUCAAGCAGCUCCCUGACACAGAGAGACUCAUUGUGGACUACUCUUGUGCUCUUCAACGCGACAUCCUCCUGCAGGGACGACUCUACCUCUCUGAGAACUGGAUCUGUUUCUAUAGCAACAUCUUCCGCUGGGAAACACUGCUGACAGUGCGGCUAAAGGACAUCUGCUCAAUGACAAAAGAAAAGACUGCCCGCCUCAUUCCCAAUGCCAUCCAGGUCUGCACUGACACUGAGAAGCACUUUUUCACCUCAUUUGGAGCCAGGGAUAGGACUUACAUGAUGAUGUUCAGACUGUGGCAAAACGCGCUGCUGGACAAGCCCCUGUGCCCCAAAGAACUGUGGCACUUUGUUCAUCAGUGCUAUGGCAACGAGCUAGGCCUAACUAGUGACGAUGAGGACUAUGUUCCACCUGAUGAUGACUUCAACACCAUGGGGUUCAGUGAAGAGAUUCCCAAUGAAGAGAACGAGAUCAACAAUGACAACUUGUCUAAGAGCAGCGCUGAGGCCAAGCCUGAGGGGAGCCCUCCUUCGCUACAUAAGAAGGUCGUCCCAAACAUCACCAUCCCUAGUCCAGGCAACCAUGACACACCCAUCACAUUUGACCUCCCAGCAGAAGAGUAUGCAGACUGCCUACCAGAUGGUGAGCUGCUUGCUCUGCCCCUUUUGCUGGAAGAGAACAAUGAUACCAGCGGGCCUGGUGGUCUUGUCCCCUCACCCUCUCUGGACUUCAACGACAACGAAGACAUCCCCACUGAACUCAGCGACUCCUCCGAAACACACGACGAGGGUGAAGUACAGGCCUUUCAUGAGGAUCUGAAUGGCAGGCAGUACAUCAAUGAGAUCUACAAGUUAAGUGUGGACAAGCUCUACGCCAUCCUCUUCACAGAGUCGCAGUUCAUGAGUGACUUCAUGGAGCAGAGACGAUUCUCAGAGGUGGUGUACCACCCAUGGAAGACAGAGGAGGCUGGGAACCAGACAAGAGAGAUCUUGUACACCAUCUCGCUGUCCAACCCCCUGGCCCCCAAAACAGCCACAGUCACUGAGACACAGACUCUGUACAAAGCCAGCCAGGAGAGUGAGUGUUACAUCAUCGAUGCUGAGGUCAUUACACAUGAUGUUCCCUACCACGAUUACUUCUACACUCUCAACCGCUACAUGCUCACCAGGGUCGCCAAGAACAAGUGUCGGUUACGGGUAUCGACAGAGCUGCGCUACAGGAAACAGCCGUGGGGGCUGGUGAAAGGCUUCAUAGAGAAAAACUUCUGGAGCGGGCUAGCAGAGAACUUCCGCCAUCUAGAGUUGGAGCUGGCCAAGCUGGAGGAGAUACUGGAGUCCCACCAGCUCUCUCCGAAGGUGAUAAAAAACUCCACGGUGAGGCGGAAGAAGAGGCCACUCCCCCACAUGCGCAGCCAGCAUAUGGACGAGGCGCUCAGCCCCGUUACCACGCCGACGGAUGAGGAAGUGAUUCAGAGGAUCAAACAAGUGGCAGGCUCCACACAAACCAGACACCAGAGUCCAGAGCACCAUCACCUGCCCGCAGGCCUCGCUCUGUACAGCGUCUCCAAACUGCUGCUCAUCAUCAGCUUUGUGAUCUGUCUAAGCCUGGUCCUGCUGGUGUUCCUCAACAUGAUGCUCUUCUACAAGCUGUGGAUGCUGGAGUACUCUGCACAGUCUUUAACAACCUGGCAAGGUCUGCGGCUUCAUGAAAGUAAACUGCCUCAGACACAGAUGGAGUGGGCCCAGCUCCUGGAGGCGCAGCAGCGUUACCAUGACGUCGAGCUGCAGAAGUGGAGGGAGAUUAUCAAGUCGUCAGUAGUGCUGCUAGACCAGAUGAAAGACUCCUUAUUGAACCUCCAGCGAGGCAUUGGUUUAAGUGAUUACAGCUCCGAGGCUGAGGAGAAGAGAAGUCGCUAUCACUGACACAUCACCAACAAGGCCAUGAGGGCAUGCUGUGCAAUAUACUGUAGGACCUGUUUUGUUUGUGAACCAGUAUGCAGGCAGCAGCAAGACAAAGAGAGAGGACAGAGGGGGAGGCGGGACCAACAGUGAGCUGGUCCAAUAGACACAAAGAGUGGAACAGUCGUCUACAGUGCACAGAGCUUAGAACCCCCAGGAGGAGGAAAUUGACGGACAGAAAGUUCCCCUAUCACACACAGGAACUGAGGUGUCCCCAACAUCACUGAACCAUUGUGGGAAGGUGCUCCUUCUCUCCACCUGUGGGAUGAACCGUUUCCUUCUACUCUCUUAUUUCCAAGUGCAUCCUACUGUAAGCCAUUUCGACCAGAGAGUCGCAAAGAGAAAGAAGGAAAACUACUGCAUGCAUUUAGAUAACCUAGCUCCCCUCAGUCAGUGUUAAUGUGGUCCAGUUCCAGUCUAUGUGUGUCAAAAAAAAGAAGAACAGAAGACGAGGAGAGAUGGAGUCGAAGAAAGGGGGGUCCCUUUGAGUCUUAAUGGCUGUCUACACUCUCUAGACUGUUCCAAACCUAUCGUCCUCCGAGAGGUCCUGGCUGCAGCGUCCUUUUAGUAACCUACAUGUGAUCAGAGUACAGUUUCGUUCUACAACCAAAAAGGAGUGUUGUAGCUUGGAGCUCAGCUUCACCAGUCAGUCCCUAUUGCCUUGUUUGAAACUGGCCUGUGUUGUCUUUGUCAGGGCUGGUUCCCUGUCAGACUGUUGUGUUGAAAUAUUUAUAAGUAGAAUCUAAAGACUGAUGCGACCUAAGCCAGUACUUUUAACCUCAUACACAAUUUACAUAAUCAGUCGUCCCUGCCACAGUGUUAGAUACCUUACGUUGCAUUAUUCCUCAUCCUUCUAAUGAAGUAGAAUGUAUUAGCUUGGACAAAAAGGCCAGAACUUAGCCUAUUCAUUUUUGAAAAAGGGGUGCUGCAGCCAGACUAAUAGGGAGACCUGUGUUCUUACAUGUUUUAUUACUAAACUGUGACUAUAUCUCUUUAAAAAUGUUUCAAAUUAGAAAGAAUUCUAUGAAUAUAUUUGAAAUAUAUAAGAAUAUUUCAUUAUUUAAUAUAUAUAUUUCAAAAUAUAUAAACAUUACCUAUAUUUAUUGUUAAUUAAUGUACAUAAAGAAAUUAUCAGAGCUCUAGACCAGUUAAAGAAUUUCUAAUGAAAAGUGUUUUCUUCUAAAAAUGCAUGCCAGAUAUGUCUGUGACAUGUCCAGUGUGCAAGUAUGAUUCUGCAUUUGCGCGAUUAUAUUCGCGCAUGUGUGUGUGUGAGUGCGUGCAUGCGUGCGUGUGCGCACAAGUGUGUGCUGUAAAGUGUGACAUUUUUACCAUUCCACACUUGUAUGUUUCUUAAUUUUCUUUUCUGGCUUCAGCGGCCAGACUGCCUUUUUAAUGCUAAUGCAUUUGGAUGCCGCCUUGCAUUUGCCCCACCAGGGUACAGUUUACAAUCGAAGAGUUUUGUUCCAAAAUGACAUAUCCAACAUUUGAAAACAAAGUUACACCUACUUUCACAAAAUGAUUGAUUGCUUAAAAUAUCAAUUCAUGUCAGCGUUUGACACAUACUAUGUAGCUAAAAUCCAUGGUUGACAAAAGGAAGAAGACAGAAUUGAUCAUCUAAAUUUGAAGAUGAACUUGAUUAUUUUUCUCUGAUAAAUGGAUAUAAAACAUUUUGGAGAUGAACCCUUCAUUUGCCCUCUAUGAGCAACUCUUUGUCCAUGUCACCACAUUAGUGGCUUGACUUCUCUAAAAGGAAUAGUUUUAAAAUUCACUUACUCACUUUCUUGCCGAAAGUUAGGUGAAGAUUGAUACCGCUCUCAUGUCUGUAUGUUAAAUAUGAAGCUACAGCCAGCAAGCGAGCAGUUUCCUCCUGUUUCCAGUCUUUAUGCUAACCCAACUCCUGGCCUUACCAUAGGGUGUAUUCAAGAAGUGGACAUAGCCACCGUGACGUCACCCAUUGGUUUGUGGAUUACCGUUUUGAAGCCUCGAGUUUGGCUUUUUUUUUGGAGCCAGAAGUCAUCAUAUUUAGAUGAGAGGGUAGUGCUGGGGAGGAGUGCUAAAUGAUAUGCUAAAUUACUAGCUAGUGCUAGGUAGCUAGCUUGGUGAGCAAGGUGCAUCUGAAAUGCUUAUUUUGGCUAGCAAAGAACAGUGUUAAAACUAAAUGUACUUACCGGGAAAAUGAACAGUCAACUUCUUAUUGUCUUAUAGUACAACCAAACGCUGUAAGUAAAGCUGUAAAGUAGGGUCAUUUUCUCAUAGAGUUCUAUAAAAGCCAACUUCUUCUUGCAACCAAUGGAGUCGCCCCAUGCUGGCCAUUAGAAAGAAUGCAGGUUUAAGGCACUUCAGCUUUGGCUUCACUUUUCAGGCCCGGAGGUUGCUGCCUGGGCUCUACUGGCUAACCGCCAGCUAGCUUAGCUAACAGGGGAAACCGCUUGUCUGGCUAGCAUACAGGCUAGCCAGGCAAGCUGUUUCCCCUUUUUUUCCAGUCUUAAUGCUAGAGUAACCAUCUCCUGACUCUAGCUUCUUAUUUAGCAUGCAUAUAUGUGAGUGGUAUCAAUCUUCUUAUAUAACUCUUAGCAAAAAGCAAAUGAGCAUAUUUCCCAAAUUGUCAAACUAUUCCUUUAAAAACACCUACUUCAACCCAUAUUAUACUCUCCCCGAUUUCAAGUGUCUGUCUUGGAUGCAAUGAAAGCAUGAAAAUUAACUUUACGUAACUAAAGUGAACCAAAAGAAAAGUCAAAAUGUACCUUCACAAAUUAUCAUGUUGUUUUAAAUGAAGUAUUUAUCAUGUAUGUCAUGUAUUAUAUAUAUACUUUGUUAGGUGCGGUAAAGAGCAUCUCUUUUUGUCAACAGAGAUCCCUGACAGCUGACAGACUUUAGUGAUGAAAGCACUUCUAAAAAUAAAGAACUUACUUGUGUUAAAAAA
This is a messenger RNA of Sander lucioperca (pikeperch), 6919 nucleotides long. RefSeq names its product GRAM domain containing 1Bb (gene gramd1bb). Bases 1171 to 3960 code for a protein of 929 amino acids. NCBI's taxonomy places the organism in Eukaryota, Metazoa, Chordata, Actinopteri, Perciformes, Percidae. Gene Ontology annotation, biological process: intracellular sterol transport. Gene Ontology annotation, molecular function: sterol binding; sterol transfer activity. Gene Ontology annotation, cellular component: plasma membrane; endoplasmic reticulum-plasma membrane contact site; endoplasmic reticulum membrane. The record is from RefSeq and is a predicted model, not a curated record. The transcript is spliced from 25 exons.